This is a messenger RNA of Triticum aestivum (bread wheat), 1995 nucleotides long. RefSeq names its product FBD-associated F-box protein At4g13985. NCBI's taxonomy places the organism in Eukaryota, Viridiplantae, Streptophyta, Magnoliopsida, Poales, Poaceae. The record is from RefSeq and is a predicted model, not a curated record. The transcript is spliced from 4 exons. The coding region runs from base 91 to 1719 and encodes 542 amino acids. Gene Ontology annotation, molecular function: protein binding.
CUCAAAAAAGAAAAAGAAAAACAAAUAGCAGACCACUCUUCCGCUUCACUCGCCACCCCCAAACCCUCGCCGCCUCGUCGUCCGGCGACCAUGGCCGGCCGGCCGCCGUUCACCAACGUGGACUCCGCGACGGAGGCCGAUCUGCGGCGCAGGGGCCUCGACCCGCACGAGGUGGACCGAUCCACGGAGCAGCGGCUCACCCACAUCUGCACCGAUCUCGUCCCCGCCCUGCCGGCCUCCGACCCCCGGCGGCACACGCCCCUGCACAAGAUUCUCUCCCGCCUCGCCGUCACGGACCCCGCGCGCAACCCCGCCCUCCCCGCGCCCGACGGCGUCGACCGCCUCAGCCUCCUCCGCGACGCGCUCCUGCGCGAAAUCCUCUGCCGCCUCCCCGUCAAGGACGGCGCGUGCACCUCCGUCCUCGCCUCGCGCUGGCGCCGCGUCUGGCUCUCCACGCCCCAAGUCCUGGCCGACGCCCACCUCCGCCCCAAAGGCUGCGGCUUGCCCCCCACGCCCGCCGACUCGCCGGCCAUCGUCGCCGCCUUCUCCAGCAUCCUCGAAGCGCACACGGGCGCCAUCCCCACCGUCCACCUCACCUGCACCCACACGAACGCGUACCAGGCCCAGCUCGCGCGCUGGCUCCACCUCCUCGCCACCAAGGGCGUCCAGGAGCUCGUCCUCGUCAACCGCCCGUGGCCGCUCGACGUGCCCCUCCCGCCCGCGCUCUUCAGCAUCACCACCCUCGCUUGCCUCUACAUCGGCCUCUGGAAGUUCCCGGACGUGGCCAGGUUACCGCCCGGCACCUCCUUCCCCCAUCUCCGUGAGCUCGGCAUCUGCAGCGUCGUCAUGGAGGACGGGGACAUCGACUUUGUCGUCGCCAAGAGCCCCAUCCUGGAGACCCUCAACAUCCAUGGAUGCAACAAGGGGCUGCGCCUUCGCCUCGUCAGCCAGAGCCUCCGGUGCGUCCAAAUUUGCAGCUCUGUUCUGGAGGACAUUGCCGUGGUGAAGGCACCUCGCCUCGAGCGGCUCAUCCUGGAGGGCCUUCGGAGCAACGCCGGUGGCUUGUGCACCAGAGUCAGGAUUGGCGAUGCUCCCAAGCUGCACGCAUUAGGAAUCUUGGAGCCAGGGAACACCAUGCUAGAGAUCCGAGACACCAUCGUUAUGGCCGGGAUGAAGGCAAGCUCAAGCACCAUGGCCACCAGCGUCAAGGUCCUGAGUCUGAAUGUGCGUUUCGCAAACCACACGGAUGCCAAGAUGGUUCCCUCCUUCCUCGGCUGCUUUCCCAAUUUGGAGGCACUGCACAUUAUUUCUGAAAAAUGUGAUCAUCAAGCCGGCAGUGCCAGGAUGAACCUCAACUUCUGGAAGCAGGCCAAGCCCACUGAAAGCCUCAAGUCGUGUAUCAAGGUGUUCUCUUACAGAGAAUUCCGAGGGGAGCUUGGGGAGGUUGCCUUCAUCAAGUUCUUCUUCCGGAACGCGAGGGCGCUGAGGACUGCGUCCAUCUCCAUGGCUAACCCGAGCUUCAUGACAUUCUCGAUGGAUGAGGCGACUUGUAAAGCAAAGCAAGCUUCUAACAAUAUGGCCAGUAGGUCCUGCGAAAUGGUGCUUCUCGGAAGCACAGGUCCUGAAGGAGGUAGCCCCUGGAGCUUCAAGAGAGGGACGGAUUACUCCUUUGAGGACCCUUUCUCAGCGGCUCUGUUAAAUUCGUCGUCCGAUGUUUGAUGAGAAUCAGAAAUACUAUGGACUGAUGAUAGCUUGCUUGCCGCUUUCCCAUAGUAAAUGCUCCUUACAACUUUUUGAUUGUGGCAGCAUGCUUUAACUGUAUUUUGUGGAUCAUGUCGUCCUGAUCGCCAUGCAGAUCAAUUAUCAUCAGAACUCUAUGGUCUUCAGGCAUGCAUUGUUUUGAUUAUAUAUGUACUUGAACUUGUGGAGGCACCAUUUUAUUUCGGGCCUUACUUGCAUGUCUGAGUGAGCUUGUCAAUAUUAUUUAAUUUCUAA